AUGCAUUUUCCCGCCAAGUUCUCCAUCGCUAUGCUUGCCGCGCUGGCUGCGAGCUCCGAAGCCAAUAUCCAUGCUCGCAAGAAUUUUAUCCACCACCGCGAACUGAACCAGCCCGGGUCGUCCAGCACCGUCUUGCCGACUCCCGUCCAGAGCACCACCAGUACCACUGCGGCCGCUCAAACUCCCGCAGUCCCGCAGGAGCCCCCGGUUGUUCCCCCGGUUGCUGGAUCCUCCUCGUCCGCUAUUCCGCCUUACCCUUCGUCCUCGAAGAUUCCCUCCUCUUCCGCCGCCAAUGGCCAGACUUCGUCUACCAUCACCAGUGGGCCCGUUCCUCCUCUGUCCACCGGUUCCACUGGUGGUUCCGGCUCUGAUGGCAACUUGCCUGGAACCGAGGAUGUGACCCUGACCUACACUGUGGGCACCGGUACCUCCAAAUCCGUUGUGGUCACGACCAUUCACAAGACUGCUACGAACUUGAAGACCGUCUACGCCACCCCCAGCGCAGGCUCCGGUAGCUCGGACAACGGCUCUGGCAACGGCUCUGGCAACGGCUCUGGCGAGGACGUCACCACUCGCCAUUCUGCCUCUACUUCCACCGUCAGUGUUAUUGCUGUUCCUACUGGUGGCGCGGGUAACGGAAACAACGGUCAGGGUGAGAAUGGCCAGAACGGACAAUGCGUCCCUUCCACUGUCACCGUCACCGCUACUGAUACCGUCACUGUGACUGCUGCCCCUGCUGCUACCGUCAACCCUGGUUCCUCGAACGGAGGCAACGGCGCCGAUAAGGGAGAUGAUGGUGAUGAGCAAACCACCACUUCUACCACUACUGCCCGCCGUACACCCAGCAGCAGCGCUAUCCCCACACCCAGCAGCUCCGGUGUCCCCACGCCCUCGGGUUCCCUGACCAGCAGCAACGUGGCCUUGCCUACCAUUGUCCGCCGUCGCCGCAUCAUCUAA
Aspergillus tanneri is the source of this 957-nucleotide messenger RNA. RefSeq lists its product as uncharacterized. The coding region runs from base 1 to 957 and encodes 318 amino acids. Lineage: Eukaryota; Fungi; Ascomycota; Eurotiomycetes; Eurotiales; Aspergillaceae. The transcript is spliced from 3 exons. The record is from RefSeq and is a predicted model, not a curated record.